This is a messenger RNA of Colletotrichum godetiae, 2751 nucleotides long. RefSeq lists its product as uncharacterized. Gene Ontology annotation, cellular component: spliceosomal complex. The coding region runs from base 318 to 2546 and encodes 742 amino acids. The transcript has 3 exons. Gene Ontology annotation, molecular function: mRNA binding. Lineage: Eukaryota; Fungi; Ascomycota; Sordariomycetes; Glomerellales; Glomerellaceae. The record is from RefSeq and is a predicted model, not a curated record. Gene Ontology annotation, biological process: mRNA processing.
AUUUUGGAAAGGACUGGAUCAGGCCCAGCGAGAUUGGACCACAGAGAUAGACCAAGAGCUUCGGUGUUCGACUUUGGAGCUCUCCGUCCCACCUACCGCCGCUCUCCCCGUCAGCCUCAGUCUCCUACACAGUUACUGUCGCCCUUGCCCUUCCUUCAAUCUGAGCGGCGAGCUUCGACCGGGAUCAUCAUCGACAAUUCUGUUUAUUACUGGCUGCAACUCAUUCCUGCGAUCUGAGGCAGUCUCGCCAAUUACAGGAUCGUCGAUCAGUGAUUCCACGUCAACUUAUUAUCUACAACUCUGCAGAAUCUCUCACCAUGUCCUACAACCCUUACGGAGGUAACCCCUAUGGGCCGCCUCCGACUUAUGGUGGCUUCCCGGGGUCCAACGGCGCCCCCGGCAUGGCUCCUCCACCUGGUCUAGGCCCUCCGCCAGGCAUGUCUUCCGCUCCGGGAAUGGCACCACCUCCCGGUGUCCAGCAGUCCAACAAUGCCCAAGCUAACCGACAAAGCGGCCUGCCGCCUAACUUCCAAGCUCCCGCGAACCUCCCGAACAUCAACUUCAGCGCCCCCGUCAUUCGUCUUGGUACCAUAGGUGGCAAGGCAGGCGGCCCCGAUGGCGGCAGAAAGGAUAGCAACGCUCCGACCGGCGGACGACAAGGAUUGGGCAUGGACCGCGGAUACGAUCAAUCCCGCGCUGCCGCACGCGAGCACAUGCAGUCCCUAGUCCCGCCGACCAACGAGGAGAAGCUGAGGACACUGUUUGUUCAUAAGAUUCCCGAAGGUGUGAGGGGCGACGAGGGCAUCGAGUUGAUUCUCAAUUCGGUCGGCAAGCUUCGGAGAUGGGACGUCGCCACUUCAGUCCUUUCUGACGGCAAAGGAACAAAGUUUGGCUUCGCGCAGUUCGAGGAUGCCGAUUCUUUUGCAACCGCUUGCGAUCUGCUUCAAGACGUCGAGGUCCCACUGAAACGACAAGCCCCAUCCGAAAGUGCACCAUUGGAAGGUGACUCUUUCGACGGAGUAGAAAUGGUCAAGCUUCAAGUCACUAUCGACCCGAAUUCUCUCAAGUACAUCGAAUCUUACAAGGAAGGCAGAGGUGAUGAUGGUGGUGCUGAAUCACGGAUUAAGACUGCCAAGGAGACCCUGAAGCAGGUCAUCCGAGACCUCGUUUAUCCCAAAUCCGCCAGCACAGCAGACGGCGAAGGUGAUGUCUCAAUGGGUAACUCCGGAGACAACGUCGAGGUUGUCAACAUCCCUCUGGCUCAAGACGACGAACUUGCAGACAUCCCUGCAGAGAUGAGAGAAGUUGUCGCCGCCGAGAUCGCGGCAUUCAGAGAACGCAGCAAUAAGCGAGAUCUGGAGCGCCUUAAACGCGAGGAAGAGAUGGAAGAAUUGGAACGAAACCGCAAUGGUCCCUCUCGACCAUCACGGUUGGAUUCUCCGCCACCAUCCAACUCCAACAAUAUUCCUGUCGGACCUCGCGGCAUGCACAAUGCACCGUCGGGUCCUAGAGGACAGAACGGUUCCCGUACGUCAUUCGUAAACGGAGGAAUCUCGAACGCCGAGCUGUCUAUCAAUCGCGAAGACGAAGAUACGGAGGCUGAUGAUGAGGAGAUCUACCAGCAGGAGCUCUCGAAGCAAAAGUCGGAAGAAGAAAAGAUGUACCUCGAGGCGGAGCGAAAGUGGGUGAACAGAGAACGUUCCCGUGCGGCAGCCUUGGAGAGAGAAAAGGAGCGUGAGCUGCAGGAUGAGGAGACACUGGAGAGACGCGUACAAGAGCAGCUUGAAAGGGAAAAGGCCUGGGACGACGAGAGAGAAGCGUCCAGAAAAAACCACUUUUACUACCGUGACCAUGCAGGCUGGGUCAAGAAGCGCCAAAUUGAAAGGGCGGAUGAACAAGCCAGGGAUGAGGCAGAUCGGAGAGCCGAAGAUGAUGAGCGCCGGAGAGAGGCCGCAGACAUAGAGAGGGCGCGUGGCAUGGCCGACUCCUUCCUCGACCAACAAGCCCAUGAGAUGGAGCAGCGACAACAAGCAACCGCUUCCGCACCAGCGCCCUUUAAGCUGUCGCUGGGUGCUGCAGCUCAGCGCGCACAAGCCCAACGUGUGGCCCCUCAACGACGGACCGUUGCUGAGGUGGAGGGUCUUUUAGACGACGAGGAACAAGACAGCACAACCAGGAGACAGCUCAUCCCCAUCCAGUUCGAGCCUACGACUGCGGCGGACAAGAUGACCGAGGAGGAGAUUAGCAAAGCCGUUCGUGCUCUUGCCCAGGAGAUCCCAUCGGAGAAGGAUGGCCUGUGGAACUGGACUGUGCAAUGGGACUUCUUGGACGAUGCCAUCAUCCGCGACAAGCUUCGGCCAUUUGUCGAGAAGAAAAUUGUCGAGUAUCUCGGCGUGCAGGAGGAGAUGCUUGUUGAGGUCGUGGAGGAGCAUCUUCGGAAGCACGGGAAGCCGUCGGAGCUGGUGGAAGAGCUUGCAGCGGUGCGUUUACCAAGUCUCACCUUUUCCUUUGUUGGGUCGCUAACAAUCACCACAGGCAUUGGAUGACGAGGCAGAGGAUAUGGUCAAAAAGUUAUGGCGCAUGGUCAUCUUCUUCACAGAAAGUGAGAAGCGUGGAUACCCAGCAUAGUCUAGGCAGCCCCUAUUGUAUUAUAUCGACAUUCCGGCAGCACCGUGGACUCAGCUCUUCGAGGAGGGCGGAAGAACAAUCCCAGCAAAGUGCUGAUGUUUGGCCACAAUUGCGGAAAGAAAA